Sphaeramia orbicularis (orbiculate cardinalfish) is the source of this 995-nucleotide messenger RNA. RefSeq names its product testis expressed 36 (gene tex36). NCBI's taxonomy places the organism in Eukaryota, Metazoa, Chordata, Actinopteri, Kurtiformes, Apogonidae. The record is from RefSeq and is a predicted model, not a curated record. The transcript has 4 exons. Bases 474 to 995 code for a protein of 173 amino acids.
GCAGUAGGUUUCAUGCCAUUCUGGUGACAGAUAAAGGUGAUCAUGUAACCUGGAGGUAAUUGGAGACCUCCUUCAUAAUAGAGAACAAGGGUAUGCUCAUUACACACUUGAACACACUGAGAAGAACCUAGAUUCAGUGGCAUUUUGACUGCAAAGGUAAGUUGUUAAGCUUAAAAACUGAUCGAAACAGAAAUUUUAAGUAUACAAUAUGUGAUUAGAUAUGAUUUAAUAUUCAAUAGUAAUGCCCUUUGUAUAAUUUAUGGUGUGUUUUCAGGUUUGGUUGAUAAGCAGAAUGAUUUUGUACAAAAUUCCUCUUUUUUUUUCCACCCCAUCACCCUGGCAAACAGAUCACAUUUCAAGUUGUUUGUUUGCAACACGUUUCCAUAGUCACCAGUGUUUGCAUUAGUUGGCAAGUUGCAUUGUGUGUGGUGUAGCUUAGACAGUACACAGCAACAAAAUCUCAAACUGACAAAAUGGUGAAAGGUGGCAAACGAUAUUCAUCAAUGAGCAAUGAUGGGAAAUGGUUUGCUCAUUCAGAUUCAACAGGGAAAGAAUCACAAAGUCGAGAGACUUCUACCAGCACUGGCAUCAUGCUGACUCAGGUUAAAUCAUCUUUGCCACAGGCUUUGGAGUUUAGGCGCUAUCCUAAAUAUGAACCCCAAAAGGAACCCAGAGACUAUCCCUUUUCAAGCCAUGACAACAAGCAAGCUUUUAAAGACAACAUCUUUGUCUUUACCCAUGGUGUAGGACGCAGGAAGUGCCUUGAUGGCCUGAGCCAGCACAACUCCCACUUCUGCCUGUGCCCUGACGGAGCCGACAGUGGCUCCGGAGAGAAAAGGGCAAACUUCACGAUCCACCAGACCGACUACCAGGUGAUGCAGGCCGAUAAUGUUCCAACUAGCAACAGGCGGUUCCCCCGCAACCACCUGCAAAAGUCUGCAGAGGCAGCUUUGGCUCAGGCAGGGGAGCAUUUCAUGUGGUUUGCACAGCUCUGA